Messenger RNA from Carassius auratus (goldfish), 2687 nucleotides. Its product is annotated as lysophospholipid acyltransferase 7-like. Gene Ontology annotation, molecular function: lysophospholipid acyltransferase activity. The transcript has 10 exons. The record is from RefSeq and is a predicted model, not a curated record. The coding region runs from base 204 to 1607 and encodes 467 amino acids. Gene Ontology annotation, cellular component: membrane; mitochondria-associated endoplasmic reticulum membrane contact site. Gene Ontology annotation, biological process: phosphatidylinositol biosynthetic process; lipid modification. Lineage: Eukaryota; Metazoa; Chordata; Actinopteri; Cypriniformes; Cyprinidae.
AGGAAGUGAAGUGGACAGAACACCGAACACGCCAGUGCGCGGGCGAUUAAAGGAGACUGCUGGAUAUUUUAAUAUCCGCCAGAUUUUAUCGUCUCUGAUAGCACAUCUCCAUUUAUCACUGCUCAAUUGUUUAGUUACCCACAUUCUUCAGAAUCUUCUUUUAUGUUCAACAGAAGAAAGAAACUAAAUUUGAGGUUGGAAAGAUGUCACCAGAUGAAUUGGUCUACCUAGGCAUCCUUGCUGCAUCAAUACCUGUAGGAUUCCUCUUCCGCUACCUAAGUCCUCCAGUCAAGCAGGGGGCAGCAUUGCUUUUAGGUUUGAUCAUCUCCAUAACAACCUGUGGGCUCCACACUCUCCAUUCUCUAUGUACAGUGUUAGGAACAUGGCUGAUUAUAAAAAUCAACUGGCGAAGUGCCCCUGCUCUGUCUUUGGGUUGGACGUUUCUGUACCUCCUCUUUUUCCGUCUGGUCACCUGGUUUGGCCUCCCUCAGCCAACACCUUUUGCCAAUGCCAUUCAACUUCUGUUAACACUGAAGAUGGUCAGUUUAGCCAAUGAGAUUCAAAGUUAUCACUUGGAGAAGAAAAAAGAAGUGAGCGCCUUCACCAAAUCCCCAGUGGUGGGAGGACUUUCCCAUGAACCUUCACUUUAUGAUAUUAUAUCCUACAGCUACUGCUAUGUGGGCAUAAUGACAGGUCCCUUCUUCCGUUAUCAGACGUAUGCAGACUGGUUGCAUCAGUCUAAUUCUCUGUCAUUGCCGGGUAAAGAGCCCUGCCUGCAGAGGCUGAAGAUGGUGCCCGUUUAUGGAGCUCUCUUCAUAGCCGUCAACUCUGUCUUUCCCUUGUCAUAUGUCCGUACUGAUGAAUUCCUGGAGCACAACUAUUUUUACAGGCUUUUCUACAUGGUAGCAAUAUUCUUUGUAUUCCGGAUGCGUUUCUACUCUGCGUGGUGUGGGGCAGAGGCUGGCUGCAUCAGUGCAGGUCUAGGCUGUUACCCCCAUGGGGCGCUUUCUAAACCUGGAGGAGGGCCAACGGUGAAAUAUAGUCCUGAUCCAAACACAGCUGUGGAGUAUGACUUUAAAACGAUCCAGAACAUUGACUGUUAUAAUACAGAUUUCUGCGUAAAGGUUCGGCAUGGCAUGCGCUACUGGAACAUGACGGUGCAGUGGUGGCUUCACAACUACAUCUACCCCAAUACUCCUUUCAGAGCGUAUGCUCUCAGGGCUGGAUGGACUAUGUUAAUCAGUGCUUAUUGGCAUGGCCUCCAUGCUGGUUACUACCUCUCUUUUCUCACCAUCCCAUUGUGUAUAGCAGCAGAAUCAGCCAUGGAGGCAUCAGUCAGAGCCCGUCUAGGGCCGAUGGGCCAGAAUAUCUUCGACUGGAUCCACUGGUUCCUCAAGAUGAGGGCUUACGACUACAUGUGCAUGGGAUUUGUUCUCUUGAAGGCCAGCGACACCAUCAACUACUGGAGCUCCAUAUACUUCAUAAUUCACAUCAUUGCUGUUAUUUGUAUAGGAGUAGGACAAAUGAUGAAAGGAGGUAAAAAGAGAGAGAGAAGGGAACGAGGUGAAGGAGAGAAAGAGGAUGUGGUAAGAGAGAAGGCUGAGUGAAACGAAUGUGUGACAUGCUGAUCGUGGUGAUAACCCGGAGAGUUCGUAUGUUUACGCAAAACCAUUUCCCACCAUGAACUGUAAUAGCCAUCAACUGCCAUUAAAGGUAUUGUGUUAAAAAAAAAAAACACACACACACACACACACACACACACACACACACACACAGAAGAGUAAUAGAUUAUAGACCCGAGGACAUCAAUCUUUAUUUUAUUGGUAGUGAAAAUAGCUUUCAAAUCAUUUCCAUCAUUUUAAUGUUAUCUGUUUUUUUGUUACUUAUUGGCAGUGAAAAUACAUCUCAAAUCAUUUCCAUCAUUUAAUGUUAUCUUAUGUUUUGUUACUUAUGUUGAAAAGUGCUUCUUUUUUGCAACUGUAUAUAUUUAUCCUGACCAGUUCAGUAUUGUUUAAAUUAUGAUCUUGUUGCUGUAAACAAUUGGAAAGGAGGUUUGUAUUUUAAUAGUGGUUCUCUGGUCAUCAGUGACCUUAGGACUCAAAUUAAGUACUUAUUAAUUAAGUACUUAUAACUGAAUCAAUUAAUUUACAAAAUAAUAAAAAAUAACUGUUGCACCCAUAUCACUAUGAGCACAAAUUUGUGGUGAUUUACUAUCUCUAAUGGUGUAUUGGAUGUAAUACAACCUUUAUAAUAAUAAGGUGUAUGUAUGAAACAUUAAAGUUAGUCUGCCUUGUUUUUCAUACAUUCUGAGGGAUGGAUUGAGUAUCCAUUUUCAGAAAGUAGGAGUGAAUGUUUUUGCCAUUUUCAUUCGUUUUUCAAUUUCAUACCACAUGAUGUAAAGUGCAGAUUAAAAAUAUCAAGCUAUCAAGAUUUUGCACCAAUUCACAUUUCAAAAGUAAUGCAUUAUUACUAAGAUCUCUUCAAAAGAGCUCAAAAGUUUUAUUCUUACAAAAUCACUGUCUGGUUCUAUAACAUUCAAAAUAUUUUGUCCUGGUACACUGGAGGGAAGCACUGGUUUUUAGUUUAUUGAUCAGUUGAGAUUGUAUCAUGGUUCCUGUAAUGUCUACCUGCUAUGUUGUAUCUCUUGUAUGUUUUUCUGGAGUAUUAAACACAGAAUGUGCCAUUCC